CCUCCCAGACGAGAGACUGAAAGUGCUGGAGUGCCUGAACAAGCUGAGACAGCAGCAUGUGGACAUAAUGAAGGUUUUUAACGAUCCAAUUCAUGGACACAUUGAAAUACAUCCCCUUCUUAUUCGCAUCAUCGACACACCUCAGUUUCAGCGCCUGCGAUACAUUAAGCAGCUGGGUGGCACUUACUUUGUUUUUCCAGGAGCCUCUCACAACCGCUUUGAACACUCUAUAGGGGUGGGCUACCUAGCAGGAUGUCUGGUUCGUGAACUGAAGGAGAGACAGCCAGAACUGGAUAUAACCCAGCGAGAUAUCCUCUGUGUAGAAAUUGCUGGGCUUUGUCAUGAUUUGGGUCAUGGGCCAUUUUCGCACAUGUUUGAUGGAAGAUUUAUUCCACACGUUCGUCCGGAUUUGAAGUGGAAGCAUGAAACUGCUUCUGUUGAAAUGUUUGAGCACCUGAUCACUUCCAAUAAACUGGAAGAAGUCAUGAAGUCGUAUGGUCUUGUCUUGGAAGAAGAUAUGAACUUCAUCAAGGAACAAAUAGGAGGGCCUAUAGAUGAAACUGCUUGUGAGAAAUCAUGGCCCUACCGUGGUCGACCAAAGGAGAAAAGUUUCCUAUAUGAGAUAGUAGCUAACAAAAAAAAUGGCAUUGACGUUGACAAAUGGGAUUAUUUUGCAAGGGAUUGCCAUCACCUAGGAAUCCAGAAUAAUUUUGAUUAUAAGCGAUUACUUAAAUUCACUCGGGUCUGUGAAGUAAAUAACCAGAAGCAUAUCUGUACUCGUGACAAGGAAGUUGGAAAUUUGUAUGACAUGUUCCACACACGGAAUUGCCUGCACCGGCGAGCAUACCAGCAUAAGAUUGGCAACAUCAUUGAAAUAAUGAUUAUGGAAGCCUUUCAAAAAGCAGACAAUUUUUUUAAAAUUGAAGGCUCUGGAGGAAAACUGUACCAGAUUUCUACAGCAAUGGAGGACAUGGAAGCCUACACUAAGUUAACUG
Balearica regulorum gibbericeps (East African grey crowned-crane) is the source of this 995-nucleotide messenger RNA. NCBI's taxonomy places the organism in Eukaryota, Metazoa, Chordata, Aves, Gruiformes, Gruidae. The record is from RefSeq and is a predicted model, not a curated record.